AUGGGUGGCCUCUCGAGCCCCGAGGAUGUCCGCGAACUCCUGGGUCCGCCCAAACAGACCGCUCUCCCAUGUAUGAACGUGCCCCCACCGGUGAACCUGUCAGUCGCAGAGUUGGAAGCGGAGCGAGCCCUGCAGAAGAACUGGCCCAUGUUUCCGCGUGGACCGCUGAGAGACUACCUAGAUGCGUAUGUGCGGAUGAACAAUCGAGCUCCAGGUAUCGAGGGCCUCAGGCUUGUGGGUGGUAGAUCUAUCUACUUUUGCCUAUUUUGCCUGACGAGCACGGCGCAAUGGAGUUCGGGGCUUGAGUUGAUCAACCACCUUGACAAGUGUCCCGCCACACUGAAUGGUUGA
Messenger RNA from Clonostachys rhizophaga, 351 nucleotides. The record is from the annotation of a GenBank genome assembly. Lineage: Eukaryota; Fungi; Ascomycota; Sordariomycetes; Hypocreales; Bionectriaceae.